AUGGACUAUAAGACCGCCGCACUCGCAGCGCAGCUGGUGCCGGCCACGUACGUGCAACAAGGCCUCGACGCCGUCCGCGCGCGCCACAAGCUACUGACGGCGUUGCUGGCCCAGCGCUGCCUCCCGGACAACGGGUGGGACGACGCGAGCGUCGAGACGCUCUUGCAGACGCUCUCGGCCAUGGACAGCAACAACUUUGGCGGCUGCGCAGGCGCAGGCGAGCGGGAGGCGCGUGUGUUUUCGACGCUCGUGGCGCGUCGACACUUUGGAUUGGCGCAUGGCGUGGGCCGAUCCGGCGACGUGGCGGCCGUGCAGCCGAAAGCCGCAGGUUCGUCGCUCAUGGUGCAGCUGGCGAACGCCCUGGCAAAGGACGUGCUGCGGCUCGCGGGCAUGCGAGCUGUCCAGGCAGCGGUGGUGCUGCCCGUGGCGACCGGCAUGUCGCUGAUGCUCGUGCUGCUGCACCUGAAGGCGGCAAAGCCCGCCGCGCGCUACGUCCUUUGGCCUCGGAUCGACCAGAAGUCGUGUUUCAAGGCCAUUUUGGCGGCAGGACUGACGCCACUGGUGCUGGCCAAUGUGUUGGUGAGGGAACCACGUGGCAGCUGUGGUGGGUACUUGACUACGGACGUGGCGGGGAUGGUGGCCUUGAUGGAGCAAUACGGCAGUGACAGCAUUUUGGCCGUCAGUAGCACCACGAGCUGCUUUGCGCCACGCGCGUAUGAUGCUGUGAAGGAGAUUGCCGAGCUGUGCCAGCAACGAAACAUUGCACACGUGAUUAACAAUGCGUACGGCGUGCAGGCCUCCACGUGCGUUCACCAGAUCGACAUGGCUAUGCGCACUGGUCGUGUGGAUGCUGUGGUGCAAAGUCUGGACAAGAACUUUCUGGUGCCAGUGGGUGGUGCAAUCGUGUGCUCGGCGUCUCGUGAAGUCGUUGACAGCGUGGCAAAGUUGUAUCCUGGACGGGCGAGCGCCACCCCCGCCCUCGAUUUUUUCAUCACCAUGCUUCAAAUGGGGAAAAACGGAUACCGACGACUACUGGAAGAGCGCAAACACCUCGCAGCUUAUAUGCGUGAGAAGCUCGAGAUGCUGGCUGCCGAGGAGGGUGAGCGUGUGCUGAGAGUCUCCACCAACGAGAUCUCGUGUGCGAUGACAUUAGCAACAUUCUGCUCGGACGUCGAAGAUAGGCAAGAGAAGUCGCGCCGGCUGACGAUGCUGGGUGCUAUGCUAUUUUCCCGUGGGGUGUCUGGGGCCAGAGUUGUAUCGUGCCUCGACCGCAAGAAUAUUGCCGGGUACGACUUCGACUCGUUCGGAGCGCACUACGACGAGUUUCCGGUGGCCUAUGUCACUUUUGCCUGUGCGUUGGGCAUGCAGCGAGGCGAGGUGGACCUGCUCAUGACGAAGUUGCGGAAAACGAUCCGCGACUGGCGAAAGAAACAAAAGAACGCGUCCACUCCGUGCACAGACGACAGCACCCAGAACCGACAGGACUGCCGAGCACGCGGAGCUAGUACAAAAUGA
Messenger RNA from Hyaloperonospora brassicae, 1515 nucleotides. The record is from the annotation of a GenBank genome assembly. Lineage: Eukaryota; Oomycota; Peronosporomycetes; Peronosporales; Peronosporaceae.